UCCCUGUUCUUCGCUUAUUUAAGACUAGGCUAGGCUAAACUAAGCUCGCAGUUUCUUUCGCGGCAUAAAAUCGACAAGCGCAACAAAAUGUGAAAGGGGCCAAGCUGAAAAACAAGUUAUAAAAUCAACUCAGUGAUCAGUUAUGAAACCAUAUCAAGGCGUAAAGUGGUUUAGACAGAUGUAGUUAACAAGAUAAUUAAAGUUUUCCCAGCGUCUUUGAACCCACCCUUUCCAACUGGCUCCCUGACCUCCCGUGUUAAGGACGUCUAGCUGUCACCAUGCUACCCCGGGUCAUCAGUAGUGGGGUCACAGCUCACCGAAUCAGCAAGAACAUCACCUUCUACCUAAACGAGACGGCUGCCCUUGAACCUUCCGGAACCCCAGCCCCUGUCAAAGCCAAACCUCUCCUUCUGAUGAUGCCGUGGUUGGGGUCUCAACCCCAUGCUGUGGCCAAGUACUGUGACAUCUACUUCCGCACUGGCUUUGAUGUGCUCGUUGUGGAGAGUGAGGUGAGUCUGUUCCUGUGGCCUCGAUGGGGGCUGGACUAUGGAGCACGGGUGCUAGACGUGCUUCAAAGUGAGCAGUUUGUUUCACGCCCCCUGCUCGUGCAUGCCUUUUCCAUAGGCGCUUUCACAUUUACCCAGUUGCUGGUGCACGUGUCCCAGGACACGCUCAAGUAUCAGGAACUCACCCAGAGGAUUAGGGGCCAGAUCUACGACAGCCUGGUGAUGGGCUCUCUGGAGAGGAUGGCGAUUGGCCUAGGUAAGAACAUAUUCCCUCGCUUCGAGAACUUAGUGAAACACGGCAGUAUGCUUUACUUUUGGGCCUUCAAACAGCACACGGUAGCAUACUUCAACAAAAGCCUCAACGUAUUCUGGAACAAUCCGGUCACCGCGCCAGCCCUGUUCUACUUCUGUGAGAACGAUGUGCUGUGCGACCCGCUGGGAAUGGAAGAGAUCAGUGCCUUCUGGAGGAAACGAGGAAUGAGUGUCACAGAGAAGAAAUGGGAGGAUUCGACACAUGCAGGCCACCUUAGGCGACACCCUGAGGAGUACUUGUCCACCCUGGAGAAAUUCCUCCAGUUCCUCAGUUUGGCUCCACUGAGGGCCAAAAUGUAACAGAAGGGCACAGGACUCCAAAGAAACCUCUUUUGAGCGACAAAGUGUUACAGUGGACUUCCAAAUAUAAACCUAAAGUUUGACCUGGAAAAUAUCUGCAAUACUGACUGUUUUGUAAAUGACGUCACGUUUGCCUCACAUGUUUCAUACACAAUUAAAAUGUAACGUAAUUAAAAAGAACCUAUGAAAGAGCAUGAAUGUACAAAAGCAAUGGUAAUUUGUUCAUAAGAAUAAGUAAUUGCUUUUAUGAUAUGCAUAAAUGAACAGAUUAAGAGUUGAACAAGUAAUUUUGACCGUUUCAAUUGUGAUCUGACAAAUGAAGGUAAAAAAGCAUCUGAGAACUUUCAACUGUAUCACAGGCACAAACAUGAACAUUGCACUAUAAUUACAAGAAUCUGUGUUUGUGAGUCACCGAUAUCAUUGACUACAUCACAGGCACUGUGCAUUAAUAUAUUUUUACAGUUUAUUACAGAGUUCAGUCUUCUAUUUACAAGUAUUAAAAACCGUAAAGUAUAAAAUCUUAUAGUAUUUCAAUGACAAGACAGAAGUAGAUCAUAAUGGUGCAUACAUUUUACAGUUUGCAACCAUGUUUAAAGUGAAGCUAUAUGGAACCAAAUCAGUGAAAUAACUUAAUAUUUCAAAUUUAAAGAGAUUAAUUCAAAACCAUCAAAUUCGGUGGUGUUUAAAUUUCGAUAUUAAGUAUUCAAUGCGUUUUAAAAUUCAAAACAUGUCACUGAUUUGCUUCCAGAAAACAGACUCUUUAAAUUACUUUUGUUUGUGUUUUUAUGGAAAGGUUCAUGUAAGGUUAUGUAGGUUUGUUUGAAUGGUACCCAAGUAAAGGAUUGUUUUUUAUGCAGUAGUAUGACAACGGGUUAGUGAAUCACACAACAAUAACUAAACUUAAACUAAGUUAUUUAACUGAAUUAUUUCAGUAAACAAGUUGCCAGAAAAAGACCAAAAUGUAAAUCACCACAACGGCGUGAUGCAGUGCAGAGCCAAUUAAAUGUGAAACAUCUGUAGUACAACAUUGUUGUGAUGUGUGUUCAUGAGUUCAGGAAGGCACUUGUGUGGACGUGUGUGUGUGUUGGGGGGGAGGUACUACUGU
This is a messenger RNA of Hypomesus transpacificus, 2223 nucleotides long. RefSeq lists its product as uncharacterized. Gene Ontology annotation, molecular function: serine hydrolase activity. Bases 279 to 1118 code for a protein of 279 amino acids. Lineage: Eukaryota; Metazoa; Chordata; Actinopteri; Osmeriformes; Osmeridae. The transcript is spliced from 4 exons. The record is from RefSeq and is a predicted model, not a curated record.